Molecule: messenger RNA, 327 nt
Organism: Batrachochytrium dendrobatidis JAM81
Lineage: Eukaryota; Fungi; Chytridiomycota; Chytridiomycetes; Rhizophydiales
Exons: 4
Coding region: 1-327 (108 amino acids)
Source: RefSeq, a predicted model, not a curated record
AUGUCUGAUAUUGAGGUACAACAAAGCUUUUUCAAUGACAUGGUUGUGCCAGAUAUUCCUUGGUUGCGUGUAAACUCAGCAUCAUCAAUAACGAAACCAGUGCCUAGUCGUGGCUUUAUGCAAACAAAGGCAAAAGUGCAAGUUCCAAACAUCAGCUCAAACCUAUGGUUUGGUUACUUGGUAGUUGAGAUGAUGAGUCAUAAACACAAUACAGCCACCACUUUGAGAAUUGUUCGUGAGCACAAGGGCGGAUUGAGAAUCAUACUCAACACGAAUAGAUAUUUGAGUCGACUCUUGUCCAUUAAACCCAUAUUUGUCGUACCCUAA